Mytilinidion resinicola is the source of this 587-nucleotide messenger RNA. RefSeq lists its product as uncharacterized. The transcript is spliced from 2 exons. Bases 212 to 535 code for a protein of 107 amino acids. The record is from RefSeq and is a predicted model, not a curated record. NCBI's taxonomy places the organism in Eukaryota, Fungi, Ascomycota, Dothideomycetes, Mytilinidiales, Mytilinidiaceae.
CUCACUCUAGUCACAGCUAAUACUAAGCAUAUUCCCGUCGAUAAUCCUAUGAAUCUACGUAGACAUGUUUCCUAGAAUUUCAUGCAGAUAACUGCCACAGAACCUUGUCCUGAUUCGUGUACGCCAUUAUGCAUUCUCGUCGCUUCACUAAAGUACAAGGCAUGAAACACCCGCCAUACUGCGCUAAUUUAGAUCAUAUGCAGAUCGUAAGAUGACGAGGAAGACCCUGAGGUCCUCUGCACUUCCCCGCAAACGCUUUCCUUGUCCAUCGCAUAGUGGAGUAAGCAGUGUAUCUUUGACAAUUACAUGUAUGCCUCCUUGCACUGUGACCACUUUCUUUCUCGUAAUCGAAUGCCGUAAGAGUCUAGAAACUGAAGAUCCAAGAUCUUGCUCUCAUGGCCUGGUACCAAGAACUGUCCAUGAUCCAAAUCGGCCCCAUAGCUGCCCAAAGGUUUCAAUGACCUCGACCACGUUCAAUUACCUCGACCGCGAGCUCAACUUCUCAGAAGCUUCCGGUCUAUCCAAGAUAUCCUAGUCUGCUGCCAGCAUCGUCAUAUCAUCCCCAACCUCCGCAGCUCCGUACCCAA